AUGGACUUUAACGCUUUGGGUAGUAUAUCUGGGAAAUCCAGUAUGAGGAGGAAGUCGUUACUACAAGCAUUCGGCAAAUCAUCUUCCUCAUCCUCAUCUUCUCGUCAAUCUGCAAUCCCUUUACCAUCUUCUUCAACCUAUACUAGUGGAGGUGGAGGGGGAGGGGGAGGAGGGUCAUUACCUGGCUCAGCCCAAUCUACACCAUUAACUUCAACUACAAGUACAUUCAAUCAUGACGAAAUAUAUUCACCUUCAUUUUCACCUGAAUAUCAAAACCAUCCCCAUUAUCAUGCGGAUACUAUCUCUCUAGCUUCUCGCACCACCGCAUCGCAUACUCAUGGACCAGGACCAGGAACUUAUGGUUUAGGUGGAGGAUAUCCCCAUGGACAUGGUCAUGGAGGAGGAAGAAGUACAAGUGCGAAUUACAGUAUAAAAGAGAAGAAUACGAACAAUGAAAAAGGCGAAAGAAAUAUAAAGAGACCUGAAGAUGUAUUUAGACUUGUAAGAGAACGGAUCAUAGGAUGGAGUUAUUUGGGGGAAUGGUAUCAAGGUGACACCCACUGGCUGAACACCGUUCGAAUACCCCGAUCAACGUUAGAAAGCUCCAUCGGACCUAAACAGCUAGAAAGUCGCGCUCGCAAUUUUCACAUUCUAGGUAUAUCGCUGAGCUCCUUGUUUGAUAUACCAUCAAGUAACGAGUUCCUCAAAGCUUUGUUAAAGUUGUUGGACGAGUGGGAAACAUUUAGUGAUUCCGGAGGAGGGAAAGGUGUUAAAAACCUUUUUCGAGGUCAGAGAAAUAAUCGGAAAGUCACUGCUGGCGGUACGGUCAUGUCUGAUUUCGCGAGUGGGAUGGACAGUGCGGAGACGUAUUUGCUAAAUGUCAAUAUGCCAUUUAUACCGGAUUUCUACCAAACCCACUCAACGCUCUGUUCUAUCAUCCGCGACAUAUACAAGAAACUCCUAGGCAUGUUCUUACCUUCUCCACCAUCUGGCAACUUCAUCCCACCACCAUUUACAAAUUCUUCAUUGUUGCAUCCAUCUACUAUAAUACAAUCUGCACCAUUGGAGAUACCCUUCGGUAUGGGUAACCUGGGACCUACCCCCAAGUCUCCUGCAGCCAGUAUAAUCACAGCCACAUUUGCGAACCAACAAUCCCAAGUUACCAGUCCGACUUCCGAGGGAGGGCACGGACACGUUACGAGUUACUUCGGUGGGACUGCGCAACCUCAUACACAACAGUUCACUUCUCCCCCGCCUCAGGGUGAUGCGUUACAACUGUUCAUUGCUGGAGAGUUACCUAGUGAUAGGACGUUAGUGGGAGAUGGUCAGAAAUUGACACCUCAGAUUGUAGAUAUGUUCUCAAAGGUCGAUACCAAGCUGAAGAAACAAUUUUCUUCACUUCUUCGAGAAGGCGAUACACUCGCACGUAAAGUAUUAGAUGACGAAUUACAGAUUAUAAUGCAAAGUCUCAAUCCAGGUUCAAAAUCUUUCAAAUUCGAUCUGAACGCUGCUGUCAUUGGUUCAGGAAACGGUUGGAUCAACAGUGCCUCAAACCCUUCCCACAAUAAUAGUGGAUAUAUGCAGGGUACGAUCAGUGGGUAUGGUGGGUUACAGGGGUUGAUCGAAGAAGAUAGGAAAGAAAGGGAUUUUGGAACGAUAUGA
Messenger RNA from Kwoniella mangroviensis CBS 8507, 1662 nucleotides. RefSeq lists its product as uncharacterized. The record is from RefSeq and is a predicted model, not a curated record. The coding region runs from base 1 to 1662 and encodes 553 amino acids. NCBI's taxonomy places the organism in Eukaryota, Fungi, Basidiomycota, Tremellomycetes, Tremellales, Cryptococcaceae. The transcript is spliced from 6 exons.